AUGACGGCUCCCACCCAACAGGAAACGUUGAACCCGACUACGGCAGCUGUGAACUAUACACUAUGCGCCGAUGUACCCGGAGCCCUUUUUGCUCUCGAGGACCUUUCUCAACGUCCACUUGUCAUGCUGGAUUGCGAGGGCAAAACGAUCGGAAGAGUGAACGGCGUUUUGUCACUACUCUGUCUAGGCACGCCGGAUACUUCUGAAACUCAGAAGAUAUAUGUAUUUGAUGUGCCUGCUCUCAAAUACACGGCCGCACAGAGCGCUAUAGCAGCAUUCCUUGCCCGCAAGGACAUAGUGAAGGUCGUAUGGGACGGACGCAUGGACUUCCUAGAGAUGCGGGAAGUCUUCGGAGUAGAUACAGCAGCAAUCCUCGACCUUCAGAUCGCAGAAGUGCUCGGGCGCGAACGAGUUCUGGACGAAACAGACGAGGGGCGGUUGGCAAGGCUCGCCGGCGUAUUCGGAGACGUCGUUCACCGCGAAGAGUACUCCGAGCUAUUCAGCGACAUGCAUGUUAUCAUGGGCAUGAAACAGGCCAUGCAGACCUACGCACCAGACAUGCCAAUGCAGAAAGAUGUCGCCGUUGAAGAGAUACAUCGGAGCAAUCAGAGCGCGCUGUGGCUCGUCCGACCGGUGCCAUCGGCGCUAUUGCUAUACGCAGUAGUAGACAUCCGACUCAUCGCGUCUCUACUCUCCCGAAUGACCUCUUUGCGAUUCCUAUCGGAUGAUGUUAGGUCCGAAAACAUCCUGUUCGCUGCUUCUGCUCGUUAUGUCGCUCGAACUGGUCUCACUGAACGGAUGCCGUGGGUACGGAGGACAGACCCUCACCAGCAACAUAACUUGCUGCUUUGCGACGCACUGUUUACAACGCCUACGACGCGCAGUGAACCAUGUGCGCAAUGCAAGUGGAACUUGCCUUUAACAUGUUACGAGCGACAUGGCCCUAUGCGGAAGGAGCAUUGCAAGAUAUGCGUCGCUGGAGAUCUGAAGACCUUCGCGGAUCGCACCAAGCUCAAUUCAGCCUGGAUACGAGUAGCCGAGGACGACGCGAGAUUCAAAAACCUGGCGUGA
Peniophora sp. CBMAI 1063 is the source of this 1071-nucleotide messenger RNA. NCBI's taxonomy places the organism in Eukaryota, Fungi, Basidiomycota, Agaricomycetes, Russulales, Peniophoraceae. The record is from the annotation of a GenBank genome assembly.